UCCUCGUCGCCGCAGGCGCCGGUGGACAGCGCGGAGGAGGCGGAGCAGCCCCUGGCGGCCCCCGCGGAGCUGGCCGCCCAGAAGCGCGAACAGAGGCUGCGCCAAUUCCGGGAGCUGCACCUGAAGCGGGAAUGUGCAGCGAGAGGGGAGGACUAUGAGAAAGUGAAGCUGCUGGAGAUCAGUGCAGAAGAUGCAGAAAGAUGGGAGAGGAAGAAGAGGAGGAAAAACCCUGACCUGGGAUUCUCAGAUUAUGCUGCUGCCCAGUUACGCCAGUAUCAUCGGCUGACCAAGCAGAUCAAACCUGACAUGGAAACCUAUGAGAGACUGAGAGAAAAACAUGGAGAGGACUUCUACCCAACAUCCAACAGUCUUCUUCAUGGAACACAUGUGCCCUCCACAGAGGAAAUUGAUAGGAUGGUCACAGACUGGGAAAAGCAAAUUGAAAAACGAGACAAGUAUAGCCGGAGACGUCCUUAUAAUGAUGAUGCAGACAUCGACUACAUUAAUGAAAGGAAUGCCAAAUUCAAUAAGAAAGCAGAAAGAUUCUAUGGGAAGUAUACAGCUGAAAUUAAACAGAAUUUAGAAAGAGGAACAGCAGUCUAAUCUCCUUUAGGAACUGUUUUGACUGCCAAAUUACAACAGUAAACCAGGACUUCACCUUUCCUUUUAUAAUUUGUGUUCUAUGACUAUGUAUUUUCAUGUUUAUGUAUUUAUUACUCACUCAUUUCAGAAAAAAAGUCAUGUAUUUCUGUGUUCAGAGUGUGUGCUUCAUGUGUGUCCUCUGCUGGGCUUAAAUUUCCUAGCUACAGACAUGUGAGUCACCAUCAUCCUUACAUUUGUCAUAUGUUUGACUUGACCUAGAGUGGAACUUGGGAGCUUCAGAGAUAGAAUGCUAAAUUGAGACUGCUUUUUCUUGUAAGCUAUGGUAGGUAGUGAAAGCAAGGGGACAGUGGCUCCUGGAAAUUACCCUGGCCAACCCUCUCCAGAAAUAGUCACAGUUAGCAGGUACUAGCCUAUCCCAUGCUCUACCCCAGGGCCCAGGUACAUUUAUGGGACAGGCACAAAAGAUAGGUACUGCUCCUCUAAUGACAUUUUGUUAAAUACACCAUUUUCAAAAGCAAAUUUCCCUUGGAAGAAAGUAAGUUAAAACAUUUGGUCAAAGUAUUAUUAAAGCUUACAUAAUACAAUGUUUUUUUUAAAAACCUAAUUGAAAUUUUAACCUUAUUUCAACUGUAACUGAAGAAUGAGGGCACUAGUUUGAGUAGUAAUUAUGGGAAAUACAGGACAGAAAACCUGAAAGUCAGGAGUAUCCCAUGAAACUAGAGGUUAUUUGUGCCAUUUUAUAUGAGAAGAGUAGGACUGGGAUCAGUUAAGUUGGGCACACCAGUAGCUCUGAUUUAGUGAAUGAUGGGCUGAUUAAAAUGGUAAUGUAAGUGCAAUUUUAAUAGUGGUACAUUGAAUGUACUGUGAAUAGAGAAACUUUAAUGUUGUACAUUCAAAUAUAGAAGGAGGUAGAUCUGUAUAU
Molecule: messenger RNA, 1525 nt
Organism: Ailuropoda melanoleuca (giant panda)
Lineage: Eukaryota; Metazoa; Chordata; Mammalia; Carnivora; Ursidae
Product: pre-mRNA-splicing factor SYF2-like
Cellular component (GO): catalytic step 2 spliceosome; post-mRNA release spliceosomal complex; Prp19 complex
Source: RefSeq, a predicted model, not a curated record